AUGGCUGUUCUUCUGGGCUAUAUCCUGAUGGUGGCAGCAGCACCAUUUCCCCUGAUCCCUAUCGCGUUUUCCUUCGUUGGUUUCGGCAAAGCGAUCAACAAGAUUGUGGGGAAGAUUCUUUGCUCCUACUCUCCAAGCGAGUCUAUUCUGCCCGAAAUUAUCUACGGGUGCUAUGGUAUUGGUGCGAUAGCCAGCCCUCUUGUUGCAACAGCCAUGGUGACAGCUGGAGAGAUGCCAUGGAGUCGAUUCUAUAUCAUCAACAUUGGUCUAGCUGUUUCAGUUCUUGCGAUGUCUUCAUGGUCGUUUCAACGUUGCAAAAAGGACCCGAACACAUAUUCCCGAGACCUAGAGGUGUCGGCACCAGGCAUGACCGCAGGAGAGAUCCCCCAGUCACUUUGCACACGGACAGUUCUCCUUACAGCCAUAUUCAUAUUAGCCCUUAGGGGCGUGGAGGCUUCCAUAUCAGGCUGGACCAUUGCUUUCCUCAUCGACACCCGCAUGGGGAAUCCUCAAUUGCUCGGGUACGUCUUGGCUGGUUUCUGGGCUGGCAUCGCCGUUGGCAGGUUUGACUCAUCCGACGUCGAAAAAAGGUCCGGCCAAAGGUCUUUGGUCUACGGAUUCAUUAUUCUCACAUCUGCCUUUCAACUGUUAGUCUGGUUCAUGCCUCAUGCCAACAACAUCACUAUUGCGGCCGUUGCUGUUGGUGCCAUGCUCGGCACUAUCUCUCUGCAUGUGGCAGCAAUCUUCAUGCGCCCUAUGACGGGGAGGGAGUCAUCCAAGGAGAUGAUCACCAUCACCGCGAUUGGAAGCUUGGGAGGCGCCAUUGCCUCUUUUAUUAUAGGCCUCCUUGCUCAACUUGUCGGGACGACGGUGUUACACCCAGUCAUCCUGACGCUGUUGGCCAUCAUGAUGAUCUUCGGAGAUGACCCUAUCCGAGGCACUCGACGCGGCCAACAACCUCGCCAAUUUGUGGAAAUCUUUUAG
This is a messenger RNA of Fusarium falciforme, 984 nucleotides long. Its product is annotated as MFS domain-containing protein. The transcript is spliced from 2 exons. Bases 1 to 984 code for a protein of 327 amino acids. The record is from RefSeq and is a predicted model, not a curated record. NCBI's taxonomy places the organism in Eukaryota, Fungi, Ascomycota, Sordariomycetes, Hypocreales, Nectriaceae. Gene Ontology annotation, cellular component: membrane.